Talpa occidentalis (Iberian mole) is the source of this 1267-nucleotide messenger RNA. RefSeq names its product signal-regulatory protein beta-1-like. The transcript is spliced from 5 exons. Gene Ontology annotation, cellular component: plasma membrane. Gene Ontology annotation, biological process: positive regulation of phagocytosis; positive regulation of T cell activation. NCBI's taxonomy places the organism in Eukaryota, Metazoa, Chordata, Mammalia, Eulipotyphla, Talpidae. The coding region runs from base 1 to 1224 and encodes 407 amino acids. The record is from RefSeq and is a predicted model, not a curated record.
AUGAAUGAGGAACCACUUUGCUUCCCUGCAGGAGCAGCCUGCGAGGAGCUGCAGGUGAUCCAGCCUGACAAGUCCGUGUCGGUGGCAGCCGGAGAGACGGCCACUCUGCGCUGCACCAUGACCUCCCUGCUCCCUGUGGGGCCUGUUAAGUGGUUCAGGGGGUCGGGUCUAGGCCGGCAGUUAGUCUACAGUUUCAGAGGAGGAGCAAAAGACGAAGGCCCCUUCCCCCGAGUAACCAUUGUCUCAGAUGUCACAAUCAGAGACAACAAGGACUUUUCCAUCCGCAUCAGUAGCAUGACCACAGCAGACACUGGGGCCUACUACUGUGUGAAGUUCCAGAAAGGGAGCCCUGACACAGAAGUGAAGUCGGGACCAGGCACGCAGGUCACCGUGAGUGCCAAACCCUCUCACCCUGUGGUAUCGGGACCCACAGAGAGGGCCACCCAUGGACAGACGGUGACCUUCACCUGCAAGUCCCACGGCUUCUCCCCCAGAGACAUCAGUCUGAAGUGGUUCAAAAAUAGGAAAGAGCUGCCAGCCCCCUGGCCCAACGUGGACCCCCCAGGAGAGGCCGUUUCCUACAGCGUCUUCAGCACAGCCAUGGUGCAGCUGGCGCCGGGGGACGUCCGCUCCCAGGUCAUCUGCGAGGUGGCCCACGUCACCCUGCAGGGUGGCAGUCUUUGCGGGACAGCCAACUUGUCUGAGACCAUCCGAGUCCCGCCCACCUUGGAGGUUUCCCAGUAUCCCGCGCCAGGGAACCAGGUGAUUGUCACCUGCCAGGUGAAGGAGUUCUACCCCCGGAACCUACAGCUGACCUGGUUGGAGAACGGACACGUGUCCCGAACAGAGAAGCCCUCGAUUCUCCUGGAGAACAAGGAUGGAACCUUCACCUACAGGAGUUGCCUCCUGGUGAACGCUUUUGCCCACAGGGGGAAUGUGGUGCUCACCUGCCAGGUGGAGCAUGACGGGAAGCCUGCAGUCUCCAAAGCCCUCACACUGGCGGCCUCUGCUCACCAGGGCAAGCAGGACACAGAUGUAACUUCUGGCAAAGAGCAGUCCAUGCCACUCCUCAUCGCUCUCCUCCUGAGCCCCAAGGUGCUGCUGCUGGUGGGUGUCUCUGCCUCCUACAUGCACAGGAAGCAAAGGCCUGACUCUUCCUCCCUCCUCCCUGCUGCCUGUGCCUCCAGCUCUGCAACCUCCUCCCUUCCUGAAGGACCCGCCUAGAGGAGGAGGGACAAGAACCUCCACAGACUCUGCUCUCCAGGCU